This is a messenger RNA of Hypanus sabinus (Atlantic stingray), 1548 nucleotides long. RefSeq lists its product as uncharacterized. Lineage: Eukaryota; Metazoa; Chordata; Chondrichthyes; Myliobatiformes; Dasyatidae. The transcript is spliced from 12 exons. Gene Ontology annotation, molecular function: transmembrane signaling receptor activity. Gene Ontology annotation, cellular component: plasma membrane. The record is from RefSeq and is a predicted model, not a curated record. The coding region runs from base 1 to 1548 and encodes 515 amino acids.
AUGGUAAUGUCAAACAAGAUAAGAGCUACGGACAAAGGGGCCAAUGUUUAUACAGACUCUCGCUAUACGUUUGGGGUGGCCCUUGAUUUUGGACAACUCUGGGCACAGCGAAGAUAUUUCUCCUCCUGUGGGCCCCCCGUCCAGAAUGCCACGUAUGCAACAACAGGGCGGACUUUGGCAGCUAAACAGACUGCACAGGAGGCGACUAUCAUAGUUUCCACAACUGAGCGAUCGGCUUUCACCACGACUAAAUGGCCACCAGCGCCGGGCACUCCAGACAGGGCUACAGACCGAAUGCUCCAGGGGGACGCCCCUGAUUCAGAAAAUCAACCCCGGAAGACACACGGAUGUGCGCUUUCGGUGUCCACCGGCCUCUGGCAGACCCCAGAUGGCCAGAAUCUCUCUGCACUCAACUAUGAUCUGUCCGAUCUUAAACGAAGGCACAGGGAUCUCCGUCACCAGUUCACUGAGAUGGAAACGAAGUACAGAUCUGUCAUCGAAACCAAGGCUCAAAUCUGUGAAUUGUUGACCAGCAGAAGAGAGCAAAUUGUCUCUAAGGACUGGAUCAAAAAUAAAUAUCGGCGUUAUUACGUAUCCACGUUUGAAACAACUUUCCGUAAAGCGAUACAAGAAUGUUCAAAGCGUGACUCAAGGCUGCUGGAAAUCAAUUCAACAGAUGAAGCGGACUGUGGGCCUGGCCCUCCUGUACAAUCAGUCCCCGGGGCAGUCCGUCUGCAGAGACUGCGAGUCCUACGUGCGCAGAAACAGAAUCCGAAGCAGAACAUCGGAAAUAGACCGGACCGUAGGAUCUGCCUGUUACUCCUAGUUACAAUCGGCCUCGUCGCGAUAGUGGUUGGGCUCUCGAUCUAUGUAUCACAGACUCGUCAUUUUCUGAUAACCUCCGAGCGAAACUACCAGAGACUUCGGGAACAAGAUCACGAGAUGAACAGGACCCAGCUCCAAUAUCAACAGCAAGUCUCCAAGUUGAACUCAACCCUUAAAUCCAGGACAUCCGAGAACACCCGCCUGGAUCUCUCCCAGAGAAACUGUCAGAAGAAUCUUUCCGCCCUCAGCAACAACCUCACUAUCCUCGAAAACAACUUUACUACCCUCAACUCGGAUCUCUCGGACCUGAAUCGAAAGCACAGCGAUCUCUGUCAUCAGUUCAAUCAGCUCGAAAUAAAGUACAGAAACAUCAACGAAAACAAAGCUCAGAUUUGCCAAUACCUUGCCAGGAGAAGAGAGACAACAUGUCCCCAUAACUGGAUCAAAAAAGAGGACCGGUGUUAUUUCAUAUCCGAGAUCACAAAAUCUUAUGAUGGAGCGAUGGGACAUUGUUCAGAAUACGAUUCGAGGCUCCUCGAAAUAGAUUCAGACGAGGAAAAGAAGUUUGUUUCCAGUGCUGUCUAUCGAUACGUAACAUACUGGAUUGGAAAAUGCGCAGACAGGAAUGUGGCCUCUGAUCUUCUGUACGAGUUGAACCAUGGAUCGCCCACCUGCACUCCACCCUUAAAGCCUCACCUGGACGAGUUCUCCAUUCUGUCCUAA